This is a messenger RNA of Oncorhynchus nerka (sockeye salmon), 557 nucleotides long. Its product is annotated as neutral amino acid transporter A-like. Gene Ontology annotation, biological process: L-serine transport; L-glutamate transmembrane transport. The transcript has 3 exons. Gene Ontology annotation, molecular function: symporter activity; L-threonine transmembrane transporter activity; L-serine transmembrane transporter activity. Gene Ontology annotation, cellular component: plasma membrane. The annotation marks the transcript as partial. Lineage: Eukaryota; Metazoa; Chordata; Actinopteri; Salmoniformes; Salmonidae. The record is from RefSeq and is a predicted model, not a curated record.
GUUCCUGUGGGCACAGAACCAGAUGGUAUGAACAUCUUGGGCCUGGUUCUCUUUGCCAUGGUGUUCGGUGUGGCACUGAGGAAGCUGGGAGAGGAGGGGGAGGAGCUCAUACGCUUCUUCAACGCUUUCAAUGAAGCCACCAUGGUGCUGGUGUCCUGGAUCAUGUGGUACGUCCCGUUCGGCAUCAUGUUCCUGGUGGGAAGUAAGAUAGUGGAGAUGGAGGAUGUGGUUCUGUUGGUGACCAGUCUGGGGAAAUACAUAUUUGCCUCUGUCCUGGGUCAUAUCAUCCACGGGGUUAUCCUGCCUCUCAUCUACUUUGGGUUCACACGCAAGAACCCCUUCAGCUUCCUGUCCGGCCUCAUCACGCCCUUCACCACCGCCUUCGCCACCUGCUCCCAGCAGCGCGCCCACACCGACCUCGGGGACGACCCGGGGGACGAGGCGCAGGGCGAUCCGGAUGGGGGAACAGUGGAAAUUCGCAGCAACGAAGCGGUCCAGGCGGCCUCCACCGGCGCCCAACAUCUCUCCCACUGGACCGCAUCCAUCCCACCCACGAG